Messenger RNA from Umbelopsis ramanniana AG, 1521 nucleotides. RefSeq lists its product as uncharacterized. The transcript is spliced from 4 exons. Lineage: Eukaryota; Fungi; Mucoromycota; Umbelopsidomycetes; Umbelopsidales; Umbelopsidaceae. The coding region runs from base 1 to 1521 and encodes 506 amino acids. Gene Ontology annotation, molecular function: hydrolase activity. The record is from RefSeq and is a predicted model, not a curated record.
AUGAACAAGGCCAAGAUGAUCUUCAAGGAAGUCAUUCCUAGAACACCUCUUAUUGUUGGGACAAUAGUGAAGCAUUACACACGAGGCCCGCCUGCCGAAGAGUGGACUCUGAAGCAGCACUUGACUGUCAACCUAGUGAAAGAUUUGGUGGGAAAGAUGCGUAAUUACACAGUAGAGGAUAUUCAAAAGAUCAAUCAGCGUCCUACUCCGCUGCCACCAGGCUUCAAAUCAAUUCCAUUCACCAUACCCAGUGAAUAUCGGGAAAGAGCAUUAGAGAAACUGGCUCCUUUAUUGGAGCCUUUUAAGACGGAGAUUGGGUGGGAUUGGCAGCAAGACCAAUGUGAUCCCAUUACGGGCGAAUGGAUUAUUCCCGAAGACUUGAUGAAUGACCAAGAUACACCCGAUAUCGACAUCCCUACACUCCUGUACUUUCCUGGUGGAGCUUAUCACAUCUGUUCUAUUCAAACGCAUCGGUUUCUCACCAGUAGAGCUGCAAAGCAUGGAAAAUGCAAGACGUUUGCUAUUAAUUACCGGCUAGCUCCCCAACAUCCUUUCCCGGCUGCUGUCAUUGAUUCUUUGGCAGCAUACUUGUAUCUUACUGACCCACCGGCAGAUGCAGGAUUCAAUGCUAUCGAUGUUUCCAAGAUAGUGAUGGGUGGUGAUUCUGCCGGCGGCGGUCUUGUCAUGGCCACAGCUUUAGCUAUUCGAGAUCUUCAGUUACCCGCGCCAGCCGGCGUGGUGGCAUUGUCUCCAUGGCUGGACUUGACCCAUUCACUGCCCAGUAUUUUCAAUUCUAUCGACACGGAUUAUCUACCGAAAGCUGGUUUUGAUUAUUUGGAUUCACCUGCUUUGGACUUCAGUAAAUUGCCACAAGAGAGAACCACUUUCCCCGAUGCUCUGGAUAUCGCUAGCGAAAACCCGACUGACACGGCCCAAGAGCCUGAGAUCAUUACAAAGACAGAAACCAUCAAUGAUCAAGUGGUGGAAAAAAAGCACGUCAAGCGCAUUCAACUUUAUGCUCCUAAUGAAGCCCUUAUGGUGCCAUACGUAUCUCCUGUGUUCGAUCCUCUUGGUCUACAAGGACUUCCGCCGUUGUUAAUCGAAUCCGGAGGUGCUGAGCGGUUGCACGACGAAGCUGUGUACGCUGCCCACUCAGCUUCACAGCAAGCCCCUGCCACAGCCAUGAAUGCGUGUCAACCUACCAAGGUCACGAUCAACGUCUAUGAAGGCCAGCCCCAUGUGUUCCAAAUGUUCGUCGACCUACAAGUUUCCAAGCAAUCUUUUGAAACCAUUGGAUCCUUCAUUCAGCAUGUCACCGGUGGCGAACAGGACGCUCAGCAUCGAUUUGAAAAACAGUUUGAACGAUUCAGUAUUAACGGAAAAGGCCAAAGUGUCGAUCUGACGGCAACGGAGUUUUCCACAGAAACAUGGGCUGAAUGGAAGAAGUUGCUUGCUAAUCCUAGCGUCGAGCAACGCAUGGAGGAAGCUAAACAAUAUGGCAUUAAAGUCAAGGGUGUUUAG